Molecule: messenger RNA, 3064 nt
Organism: Trematomus bernacchii (emerald rockcod)
Lineage: Eukaryota; Metazoa; Chordata; Actinopteri; Perciformes; Nototheniidae
Product: netrin receptor UNC5D-like
Biological process (GO): netrin-activated signaling pathway
Cellular component (GO): membrane
Molecular function (GO): protein binding; netrin receptor activity
Source: RefSeq, a predicted model, not a curated record
CGGCGCGGGGCGAUGCCCAGCCGGACGCCGCUCCCUCGGGGCUGGGAACGCUGCCGCACUUCCUCCAGGAGCCGGAGGACGGCUACAUCGUGAAGAACAACCCUGUGAAGCUGCGCUGCCGAGCCGUGCCCGCCCUGCAGAUCUUCUUCAAAUGCAACGGGGAGUGGGUCCACCAGAACGAGCACGCCUCGCAGGAGCACAAGGACCUGAACACCGGGCUGAAGGUUCGGGAGGUGAUGAUCAAUGUGUCCAGGCAGCAGGUGGAGGAUUUCCACGGCCCCGAGGAUUAUUGGUGUCUCUGUGUCGCCUGGAGCCAUCUCGGGACGUCGAAGAGCCGCAAGGCCACGGUCCGCAUCGCCUACCUGAGGAAGAACUUUGAGCAGGACCCCCAGGGGAAGGAGGUUCCCAUCAACAUGAUGAUCGUUCUGCACUGCCGCCCUCCGGAGGGGGUGCCCGUCGCCGAGGUGGAAUGGCUGAAAAACGACGAGGUGCUGAGCUCUCUGACCGACGACAACAUCGACACGCGAGCCGACCACAACCUGAUAAUCAACGAGGCGCGGCUCUCCGACUCGGGGAACUACACCUGCAUAGCCAACAACAUCGUGUCCAAGAGAAGAAGCGCCACCGCCAACGUCAUCGUGUUCGUGAACGGCGGAUGGUCUCUGUGGACAGAUUGGUCUCCCUGCAACGUGCCGUGUGGCCGGGGGGUGCAAAAGAGGUCUCGAACCUGCACUAACCCGGCGCCUCUCAACGGGGGGGCGUUCUGCGAGGGCAUGUCCGUGCAGAAGAUCACCUGCAACGCCCUCUGCCCAGUGGACGGAGGCUGGGAGGUGUGGAGCGAGUGGGCGGUGUGCAACACUCAGUGUGAGAAGCAACGACAGAGGGCGUGCACCUCUCCACCCCCCCGACACCAAGGCAGGAGCUGCGAGGGGAACAGCGAGGAGACGGAGAACUGCACCGAGGGACUCUGCACUCAGAAUGGAAAGCUGCUUCACGAUGUUAAACCUCAAAGUAUGGACAGCUCCAACGACGUGGCUCUGUACUCGGGUCUCGGUGCCGGCAUCAUCGCGGUGGCCAUCUUGGUGGUGGCGGUGAUGCUUUACAGGAAGAACCACAGCGAGUACGGCGUCGACGUCAUCGACUCCUCCGCCCUCACCGGGGGAUUCCAGUCCUUCAACUUCAAGACCACCAGACAAGGAAACCCUCUGCUGCUGAACUCCUCCGUGCCUCCGGACCUGACGUCGGGCCGGAGCUUCAGAACCCCGCUCUGCUUCCACGACGCCGCCAACAAGGAUCUGUUCGACCCACUGCCGGACAUCAAGGUCAAAGUGCAGAGCUCCUUCCCACGGGACUCGAACCGGGACUACAGCGACACAGAGGAACGGCACAAAAAGGGCCUUAUGACGCUGAAUGGGCCGCUCAGCGCCGGGAAACAGCUGAGAGCCAGCGAAGUGUUCGGACCCACCGGAGGCCGCCUGGUGCUGCCAGACUCUGGGGUCAGUCUGCUGGUUCCUCGCGGAGCCGUGGCGGAGAACGAGUCCUGCGAGAUGUUCAUGGUGAUCAAUGACGGAGAGGCAAGUGUGGAGACCCUGGAGGGCUGUGAGAUCCUCUUGGGCCCUGAGGUGACGUACGGCCCCCCGGGCCUCGACCUCUCCGUCCCGCUGGCCCUGACCAUCGCUCACUGCGCCGAGCCCGACCCGGAGAACUGGAGCGUCUCGCUGAAGAGGAAGACCCAGGACAGCAAAUGGGAGGAAGUGAUGUCGGUGGAGGAUGAGUCCACUUCCUGUUACUGUCUGCUGGACUGUGGGAGUGUGCACCUGCUCCUGGAUCAGCCGGGAUCGUACGCUCUGGUUGGCGAGCCGCUGACUCAGAACGCCGUGAAGAGGCUGAAACUGGCUGUGUUCGGGGGUCUGGAGGCCAUGAGCUACAUCCUGAGGGUUUACUGUGUGGACGACACGCCACACGCCUUUCAGGGAGUGGUGUCGGUGGAGAGGAGUCGGGGGGGGCAGCUCCUCGAGGAGCCCAAGACGUUGCCUUUCCUGUCGAACACCUUCAGCCUCCAGGUGUCCAUCCAGGAUGUUCCUCAGUUCCUGUGGAGCAUCAAACCCUUCACCACCUGUCAGGAGUUCUCGUUCCGCUCGGUGUGGUUCAGCAGCCGGCAGCACUGUGCCUUCAGUCUGCAGAGAUUCUCCCCCAACACCUCGCAGCUCUCCUGCAAGAUCAGCGUGCGACAGGUCAAAGGUCACGAGCAGAUCCUGCAGGUCUACACCGCCGUGACCCAGACGGAGAAGGAAACCCCCCCCUCCCCCCUGCAGACGGACUGUCUCUCGGGCCCCGGGGCCUUCAGCAUCCCCCCCUCCAUCCAACAGAGGAUCUGCAGCACCUUCGACACGGCCGAGGACUGGAGGCUGCUCGCUGAGAAGCUGCAGCUCCAGAGGAACCUGGGCUUCUUUUCUCAGCACUCGAGUCCCUCGGCGGUGAUCCUCAGUCUGUGGGAGGCUCGGCACCAGGACUCCGCCCACCUCUCUUCGCUGGCAGCGGCUCUGGAGGAGAUCGGACAGAUCCACAGAACCUCUGAGGGGGGGAGGGGGAGUGUGUGAGGACAGACUGACACACUGACGCUUAUAUCUGCACACACACACACACGCACACACACACACAGCCGGGGAUGGACACACACUGCGACCCGAUCGGACGGACAGAAGAGUCUUUAGUAGUCAUCUGACUUUCCACUUCAUUCCUAAUGUUUCAUCUCACUUUAUUUUCUGGAUUUGUGUUCGAAGAGAUGGGAAUGAUGUUCUUGUUUGGAAGAAGAAGAUGGACCUUUAUUCAGUUUUCCACUCUGUUUUUUGUACACAUGCACAUGCUUCUAAUAUAGGUACAUACAAAUACACACAGUUAUGUUUGUAGUGCACACGUGCAGAUACAAAUACACACAUAUUUAUUCACAACUUCAAGGUCAUUUAGAGUUGCUUUGAGUCUGUUUAAAGAAACCUGCUCUCUGAGUUUCAGCUCAAUUUGCACACACACACACACACACACACACACACACACACACACACAC